Messenger RNA from Thlaspi arvense, 2415 nucleotides. The record is from the annotation of a GenBank genome assembly. Lineage: Eukaryota; Viridiplantae; Streptophyta; Magnoliopsida; Brassicales; Brassicaceae.
CCGAUCUGACCCAACCCAAAAUAUUCGGUUUACUCUGGUAGUUUUGGGCCGGAGACCGACUCUGCAACUGGCAGGGGUGAGUAUCGGCGGCAUAAGCACGAAAUCGGCAGGUUUUUCAAUCUUCUGCACCAAAAUCUUCCCAAAACCCUAAAUCCUUUUUAACGAUUCCACUUCAACCUUCGAUCAUCAUCACAUCAAUGUCAGUUAGCGAUAUCCCUCCGUCGUCCACAUCCGCUGCAUCACCACUAGGCUCCUCCGUAAUUCCGAUUGUAAACAAGCUCCAGGACAUAUUCGCUCAGCUCGGAAGCCAAUCCACGAUCGAGCUUCCACAAGUCGCUGUCGUCGGAAGUCAAAGCAGCGGUAAAUCAAGCGUCCUCGAAGCACUCGUCGGCCGUGAUUUUCUCCCACGCGGGAAUGAUAUCUGCACGCGCCGUCCACUUCUUCUCCAGCUUCUUCAGACGAAGUCAAGCUCCGAUGGUGGAUCCGAUGAAGAGUGGGGAGAGUUUCGUCACCUCAAGAACAAACGUUUCUACGAUUUCUCUGAGAUACGCCGCGAGAUUGAGGCUGAGACUAAUAAGGUAGUAGGAGAGAACAAAGGUGUAUCGGAUCAACAGAUUUGUCUCAAGAUAUUUUCCCCGAAUGUUUUGGAUAUCACUCUUGUGGAUCUUCCUGGUAUCACCAAAGUUCCCGUGGGUGAUCAGCCAACGGAUAUCGAAGCACGUCAUAGAACCAUAGGUGUAAUCACAAAGUUGGAUAUUAUGGACAGAGGUACUGAUGCUAGGAAUCACCUUCUUGGAAAAACAAUUCCUCUUCGACUUGGAUACGUAGGAGUUGUAAACCGUAGUCAGGAGGAUAUUUUGCUGAACCGCAGCAUCAAGGAUGCUCUUAUUGCAGAGGAAAAGUUCUUUCUUAGCCGUCCAGCUUACAGUGGUCUCACUGAUCGUUUGGGUAUCCCUCAAUUGGCAAAAAAAUUAAAUCAGAUCCUUGUCCAACACAUCAAGGCACUGCUUCCUAAUCUGAAGUCACGUAUAAGCAAUGCAUUGUUUGCUACAGCAAAAGAGUAUGAGAGCUAUGGGGAUAUAACAGAGUCCAGGGCUGGUCAAGGAGCUCUUCUUCUCAAUUUUCUAACAAAAUACUGUGAAGCAUACUCCUCAACCCUGGAAGGGAAAAGUAAAGAAAUGUCUACAUCUGAGCUCUCGGGUGGAGCAAGAAUUCAUUAUAUCUUCCAAUCAGUCUUUGUUAAGAGCUUGGAGGAGGUUGAUCCAUGCAAAAACUUAACAAAUGAUGAUAUUCGGACUGCAAUUCAGAAUGCAACUGGUCCCAGAUCUGCAUUAUUUGUUCCAGAUGUUCCAUUUGAAGUUCUUGUCAGGAGGCAGAUAUCUCGUUUAUUAGAUCCCAGCCUUCAGUGCGCUAGGUUCAUUUUCGAUGAGCUAAUAAAGAUUAGUCAUCAUUGUAUGAUGACAGAGUUACAGCGAUUUCCAGUCCUGCAAAAGCGCAUGGAUGAGGUUAUUGGGACCUUUCUGCGAGAAGGUCUUGAACCCUCACAAGCAAUGAUCCGAGAUAUUCUUGAAAUGGAGAUGGAUUACAUAAACACCUCACACCCAAAUUUUAUAGGCGGAACCAUAGCCGUGGAGGUUGCAAUGCAACAAGUCAAGUCUAGGAUUCGGCAUCCUGUUGCACGGCCAAAUGGCGUUCAAGCUGCAGCAGAUGCAGAAAAAUCCGCAUCAGCUGGAAACACAAGCUGGAGUGGUUUCUCAUCAAUUUUCCGGGGAAGUGAUGGUCAGGCAUCUGCUAAAAACAACUUAUCAAACAAACCACUCAGCGAAGCUGCUCAAGAUGUGUAUCAGAACUUGUCGACAAUCUAUUUGAAAGAGCCCCCAACUGUGUUGAGGUCAUCUGAAAAUCAUUCAGAACAAGAGGCAGUUGAGAUUGAGGUGACAAAGCUAUUAUUGAAAUCUUACUAUGACAUUGUAAGGAAGAAUAUCGAAGACUUGGUCCCAAAAGCAAUCAUGCAUUUUCUGGUGAAUUACUCGAAACGUGAGCUGCACAAUAUUUUCAUCGAGAAGCUUUACAGGGAGAAUCUGAUUGAAGAACUGUUGAAAGAACCAGAUGAGAUAGCGGCAAAGAGGAAACGCACACGAGAGACUCUUCACAUACUACAACAAGCUAAUAGGACAUUAGACGAGCUACCGUUGGAAGCGGAAUCGGUUGAGAGAGGAUACAGAAUUGGUUCUGAAGCGAAACAUGAGGAGUUAUCGAGUACAAGAGGAUCAAGGGCUCGAUUCUAAUGGGUACAGACGUGUCCACAUGUAAUUUGUUUUGAAAUUUCUGAUUACACACGCAUAAGUCCUCAAUUUAUUGGUUAAUGGAAAGAUUUAUUUUUCUUCCCUUUUAAAUUCUAUGGGGAGGGGGGGG